AUGGCAUCAGGUGCCGACUCCGGCGCUGAGGGAUCCAAGCCUACCAGCCCAUCUGGCCCAGCAGGCGGCUCAAGCUCUGCCCUGCGUCCAUCUUCCCCUACACCUCCAGGAGGCCCACGAACAGCCCUCCGCCGCCGUGCUGCUGCAGACCACAAGGAGUCCGUACGAAAUGCACGCCCAGCGUCAACCAGAGCUGCCGGAGCCGGCGGUUCGUCUGGUACCAUGCUCAAGCUGUACACCGAUGAGAGCCCAGGCCUGAAGGUUGACCCUGUUGUUGUAUUGGUUUUGUCUCUUGGGUUCAUUUUCUCUGUUGUCGGGCUUCAUGUUAUUGCAAAGAUCACUCGCAAAUUCUCUUCGAUCCAGCUUCUACGACACAACCACAACUACUCAACAUACUAUAAUCUAUACCUUAUGACACAGGGGCUGUUUGAUCUCUACCUACUGGCUAUCCUCCAAGAUCAAAUAGGUUCCAAGCAAACCUGUGAUGAACAUGCGCGUUGGUCAAAGCGGGAUAUUGAUACAAUGUCUUCCUUGAUACCAGAUGCUGCAACUUACACUAUUUGCGCGUGUUUAUUUCAUCUUUAUGCCUUGUUCUCUAUCCACCUCCAUCCCGUCCUCAAUAUCAGCUGUAUAUUUGGGACCUCAAUAUUCCGCAAAGUCUAG
Messenger RNA from Trichophyton benhamiae CBS 112371, 663 nucleotides. RefSeq lists its product as uncharacterized. Gene Ontology annotation, biological process: intracellular protein transport. Gene Ontology annotation, cellular component: Sec61 translocon complex. NCBI's taxonomy places the organism in Eukaryota, Fungi, Ascomycota, Eurotiomycetes, Onygenales, Arthrodermataceae. The transcript is spliced from 3 exons. The record is from RefSeq and is a predicted model, not a curated record. The coding region runs from base 1 to 663 and encodes 220 amino acids.